GUGACUGGAGCAGAAGGAGGAGCUGCGGCCCCCGAGCCCUGCCGGUGUCGGUGUCGGUGUCGGUGUCGGGGCCGGGGCCGGUGUCGGUACCAUGCGGGUUUGGGCGCUGCCGCUGCUGCUGUGUGCGCUCCGGCUCGACGGAGCCCUGGCCCGCAACGUGCUGCUCCUGCUGGCUGACGACGGCGGCUUCGAGAGCGGUGCCUAUAACAACUCGGCCAUCCGGACGCCCAACCUGGACGCGCUGGCGCGGCGCAGUCUGCUCUUCCAGAACGCUUUCACGUCCGUCAGCAGCUGCUCGCCGAGCCGGGCCAGCGUGCUGACCGGGCUGCCCCAGCACCAGAAUGGGAUGUACGGGCUGCACCAGGGCGUGCAUCACUUCAACUCCUUCGACGCCGUGCGCAGCCUGCCGUGGCUGCUCCGCCAGGCAAACAUCCGCACAGGGAUCAUUGGGAAGAAGCACGUUGGGCCUGAGGCUGUGUACCCCUUCGACUUUGCCUACACGGAAGAAAACAGCUCGGUGCUGCAGGUGGGGAGGAACAUCACCCGCAUCAAAGCGCUGGUCCGGCGCUUCCUGCAGAGCCAGGACACGAGGCCUUUCUUCCUCUAUGUUGCUUUCCACGACCCACACCGCUGCGGGCAUUCCCAGCCCCAGUAUGGAGCCUUUUGUGAGAAAUUUGGCAAUGGAGAGAGUGGCAUGGGCUGGAUCCCUGACUGGAAACCACAGCUCUACCACCCAGAGGAUGUGCAGGUCCCUCGCUUUGUUCCAGACACACCGGCUGCCCGGGCAGACUUGGCAGCUCAGUACACCACCAUUGGACGCAUGGACCAAGGGAUCGGGCUGGUGCUGGAGGAGCUGCGGCGUGCUGGCGUCCUCAACAGCACGCUGGUGAUCUACACCUCUGACAACGGCAUCCCCUUCCCCGGUGGCAGGACCAACCUCUACUGGUCAGGCACAGCUGAGCCCCUGCUGCUCUCCUCCCCGGAGCACCCCGGGCGCUGGGGCCAGGUCAGCUCAGCCUUUGCCAGCCUCCUGGAUCUCACACCGACCAUUCUGGACUGGUUCUCCAUCCCCUACCCUUCGUACAGCAUCUUUGGCACAAAGCGGGUGCAGCUGACGGGUAAAUCUCUCCUGCCAGCGCUGCAGUCAGAGCAGCCCUGGGCCACCGCCUUCAGCAGCCAAAGCCACCACGAGGCCACCACGUACUACCCCAUGCGUGCCAUCCAGCACCGCCAGUUCCGCCUCAUCCACAACCUCAACUACAAGAUGCCCUUCCCCAUCGACCAGGACUUCUACGUCUCACCUACAUUUCAAGACCUGUUGAACCGCACCAGGGCUGGGCAGCCCACGCACUGGAACAAGACCUUGCACCAGUAUUACUACCGGGACCGCUGGGAGCUCUUUGACUGCAGCCAGGACCCGACCGAGAGCCACAACCUGGCCUCUGACCCACGCUAUGCUGCCAUCUUCCAGAUGCUGCGUGCGCAGCUGCUGAAGUGGCAGUGGGACACGGGGGACCCCUGGGUGUGCGCCCCUGAUGCUGUCCUGGAGGAGAAGCUGAGCCCGCAGUGCCAGCCGCUGCACAACGAGCUGUGAGCCGCUCCACCAGCACUGCCUGGGCUGCGGCACGGGGAUCCUCGUGGCUCUGCUCAGACUGAGAAGCUGUAAAGCCAAACUGAUGCUCAAUAAAGCUUCUGGUGGAGAGCUG
Messenger RNA from Tympanuchus pallidicinctus (lesser prairie-chicken), 1706 nucleotides. RefSeq names its product N-sulfoglucosamine sulfohydrolase (gene SGSH). The coding region runs from base 92 to 1594 and encodes 500 amino acids. Lineage: Eukaryota; Metazoa; Chordata; Aves; Galliformes; Phasianidae. The record is from RefSeq and is a predicted model, not a curated record. The transcript has 8 exons. Gene Ontology annotation, biological process: glycosaminoglycan catabolic process; heparan sulfate proteoglycan catabolic process. Gene Ontology annotation, molecular function: N-sulfoglucosamine sulfohydrolase activity.